GAUUCUCGAUUAUUCAGGUCUGCUUUGCCUUUCUCAGCAAUCAUUCUGAUUCUCCCUUUUGAUUGAAUUGUUUGAUAGGUUUUCUGCGUGAUUUUCAGGAAUGUGAGAGUGGUCUUUCAAGAAGCUUUUGUUAAAUCGUCGAGGCUCGUUCCAACGAAUGCUGUACUAUGCUUGAUUUCCAUUAAUGGCGGCACAUUCCUUGACGCGAAAUCUUUGUUCGUCUCAUUUUCAUAUGCAAUCGCAUCGCCCUUCUCAACCAUUGCUUUUCGAAAACUGUUGCGGAUUUCCUAUUUCUGCGGAGCUUGUUCUUCGUAGUUUUCGGAGAAAUAGAUGCAAUCGGUUUGGUCUAAGAGCUUGCGUUCAAUCCCACAAAGAUAACUGCAGCAAUGGUUCGUUGGGAACCAAUGCUAAGGGCCCAACACCUGUUCGUCGUCCACAGGUUCUUAACAAUGUCGAGAUCGAUUUAGUUGAUGGUAUUGAUCGCAGAUAUUCUACUACUGUUCAGGGGGAGCCCCAAUGGGGAAAUCCUUUAACGUUCCAUGAUCUUUCUUCCAGGGGAAAGCUUGUUGUUGCUGUUGACGUCGAUGAGGUUUUGGGGAACUUUGUCUCAGCUCUUAACAAGUUUGUUGCUGAUCGUUAUUCUUCAAAUCAUUCAGUUUCGGAGUAUCAUGUCUAUGAAUUCUUCAGGAUAUGGAACUGCUCACGUGACGAAGCUAAUCAUCGUGUUCAUGAGUUCUUUAAGACACCAUAUUUCAAGGUUGGAAUCUGGCCUAUACCGGGCGCGCAGAGCACGCUUCUCAAGUUAUCGAGAUUCUGUCAUCUGUCAGUCGUAACGUCUCGACAAAAUGCAAUCAAAGAACACACGCUGGAGUGGAUUGACAAGCACUUUCCAGGACUGUUUCAGGAAAUUCACUUUGGAAACCACUUUGCUCUGGAUGGAGUGUCUAGAUCAAAGGAAGAGAUAUGCAAGUCACUUGGAGCAACAGUGCUAAUCGAUGAUAAUCCAAGAUAUGCGAUAGAAUGCGCCAAAGCGGGAAUUCGAGUUCUGCUUUUUGACUAUGAGAACUCGUAUCCAUGGUGCAAGACGGAGACGGAGGAUCUGCCCCCCUUAGUCACAAAGGUUUAUAAUUGGGAAGAUGUGGAGAAGCAAUUAACUUCAUUGGUUCUUUCUUCUUAGGCUUUAGAACAUAAUAUUUGUCACCAGUGUUGUGAUUGACUUGGAAGGAGUUUGUAGACCAACGCCAACACUGGUAACCUAAUAGGAAUGCUGUUUAUUUGCACGAUUCUGGACAAUAUAAUACAGUCUUUGUACUACACAAAGGGCUUGUUUGAGUCUUUGGAAUCGUAAUCUUUCAAUCCUAUGUGAUUAUGAAUAAUUGUGUUUGCAUUUUGCAA
Messenger RNA from Cucurbita moschata (crookneck pumpkin), 1395 nucleotides. RefSeq lists its product as uncharacterized. Lineage: Eukaryota; Viridiplantae; Streptophyta; Magnoliopsida; Cucurbitales; Cucurbitaceae. Bases 185 to 1177 code for a protein of 330 amino acids. Gene Ontology annotation, biological process: deoxyribonucleotide catabolic process. The record is from RefSeq and is a predicted model, not a curated record. Gene Ontology annotation, molecular function: 5'-nucleotidase activity. The transcript has 7 exons.